AUGAACGCUCACACCGAUUUCAAGCCUCCAAUUUUGGACGGAUCCGGAGUAAGUAAUCCCUUUACAUGUAUCAUAUGUAGACUCAAAUUCAAUACUUUUGAAGAUCAGCGGCUGCACUUCAAAACACGAUUCCAUGCAGAGAAUUCCCACCGCAAAGCCAAGGGCCUCCCCCCGCUGACAAACGAAGAGUAUAUGGAGCUAUUAGAACAGCGGAGUGCAGCUACGCCGCAGCCAGUCAAGAAGGUCAAAUAUAUCUGCGAGCCCUGCGGAAAGUUGUUUUCAUCGCAAAAUGCCUACAAGCAGCAUGAGCAGUCCACAAAGCACCGAGAAAUGGUUAUGAAGUUGUGUAGAGAAGGACCUCUACGGAAACCUGUCCUAGGAACUGAUGCACAGCUUGGCGACGCAGUUGAUGAUGGAAACGUGCGAAUAAAUUUAGAGAUGGCCAUACAAGAAAUCGUCGAUUCCAUUCCAACGCUUCCAGCCUUUAUCGGAGAUGACGAGGCCGAUAAGUGGGAAAAAAUUCAGAAGGCACUUCUCGCUGCUAAAUCGGAGGAUCAACGCGACGACAUCAUCUGGGAGAGCAUUAUUUCCAAACGCCCCGUUCGACCCGACAAUGAAUGUUUGUUCUGUGACCAUACAGUGGACCAAGCUAAAGAUGACUGGUUUACGGAGUUACUGAAGCACAUGGAAAUACACGGAUUUAUCAUCCUGCGAGCCAAUUAUUGUACAGAUCCACAAGGCCUGGUCAACUAUAUGAGAAAGGAAAUAUCCCUUACUUGGAGCUGCCUGUUAUGCGAGAGGGGAUUCAGAUCUGUCGACGCUGUUAAGGGGCACAUGCGUGCUGCAGACCAUUGUAUGUAUGAACUUAAUGAUCAAGCAUACGAGUUCUUAGGCUAUUAUGAUCAUUCUCCAAGCUAUCCGGAUGGAUUCAUAGAAGAGGUUCAUACUAUUGCAGAGACGCCAGAGGAGCUAGAAAGCAUGCUGUCUGAGAUACGGAGGACUAUGUGGUCUUCAUCGCUACCCAUUAUUGGUCGCACGACUGCUGCUGGGCGCGUUGUAUCAGUCAAAGACUACGAGAAAAACUAUGCGCCCCAAGUUCCUGACUGGGCGGUGGAGAAGUAUCAGCGUGCACAGAUGCUCAAGACCCUACCCUACUAUGAACGCGAGAUACUAAUGCGCAAUUUAACAGAGGCACAGAGGGAAACUGCGUUAGAAAAGGCUCGUGCAGAGGCUGGCCAGCGCAUCCAGUCCUGGCUCAAGUCUAAAUGGAUGGUCGUUAAGGGGCAAAUCCUAGGUCCCUUAGCACGCUAUGACCCGCGUGUGCAGGCUCGAGAUGCAAUGAGUGCAGGUAUCAACCAUUAUAAGAAGUUCUUCAAACGUUCAACCUUGCAUAUAUACAACUAG
Giardia duodenalis is the source of this 1404-nucleotide messenger RNA. Its product is annotated as Zinc finger domain. Gene Ontology annotation, cellular component: preribosome, large subunit precursor. NCBI's taxonomy places the organism in Eukaryota, Fornicata, Diplomonadida, Hexamitidae. Gene Ontology annotation, biological process: ribosomal large subunit biogenesis. The record is from RefSeq and is a predicted model, not a curated record. The transcript has a single exon. Gene Ontology annotation, molecular function: nucleic acid binding; zinc ion binding. Bases 1 to 1404 code for a protein of 467 amino acids.